AUGUCUCGCGAAGGAUACCAAAUUCCUACCGCCUCUACCGGCCAGCGCGGCGGUACCCGCGACGACCAACAGGUCCGCCAUGUCAUGUCCUACCUCUGCGGCGAUUGCGGCGGCAGCGUCACCCUCGGCAAGGACGCUCUUGUCGCAUGCCCUCACUGCGCCGGUCGCAUUCUCUACAAGGAACGAACUAAGCGUAUGGUGCAGUUCGAGGCCCGAUAG
This is a messenger RNA of Fusarium pseudograminearum CS3096, 219 nucleotides long. RefSeq lists its product as uncharacterized. NCBI's taxonomy places the organism in Eukaryota, Fungi, Ascomycota, Sordariomycetes, Hypocreales, Nectriaceae. The coding region runs from base 1 to 219 and encodes 72 amino acids. Gene Ontology annotation, molecular function: DNA-directed RNA polymerase activity; DNA binding; zinc ion binding. The transcript is spliced from 2 exons. Gene Ontology annotation, biological process: DNA-templated transcription. The record is from RefSeq and is a predicted model, not a curated record. Gene Ontology annotation, cellular component: RNA polymerase III complex; RNA polymerase I complex; RNA polymerase II, core complex.